This is a messenger RNA of Ceraceosorus bombacis, 2736 nucleotides long. NCBI's taxonomy places the organism in Eukaryota, Fungi, Basidiomycota, Exobasidiomycetes, Ceraceosorales, Ceraceosoraceae. The record is from the annotation of a GenBank genome assembly.
AUGGCUGAGGCACAAGUGCCGACGGCAGAUGAGCCAAGUGCUGGUUCUUCGUUUUCCUUGGCGCAGUACGGCCUGGACUUGGACGAUGUAGGCGAAGAUGGAGACAUGGAUGAGGGGGGUGAUGGGGGCAAUGUAGCCCCGGCGUCAGAAGCAGCCGCAGGCUUUGGUCCCCAGGCUUCGACGUCUGCAGCACCUCAAUCGAGUGGAGAGGGUGCCGGCCAUGAGGAACGACGAAGCGCUUCGUCAUCUGCGCGGGUUCCCAUGGCUCGCAACAACCCUUUCCUCAACAAACUCAGGAGGUGAGUGCAACGUUCGGAUAUCUGUCAGCGCGGUCAGCUUCUCAAAGCACGCCCUAUGCCCACAGUAUGGUCGAUGACCCCAAAACCAAUGAGCUGAUUAGGUGGUCGGAUGAUGGCGAAUCUUUCUUGGGUGAGUCGUGUGGAUGCUCCGAGAAGUUACUCGCAUCUGAUGCCCAGCACGCCUGCAGUGCCCAACCAAAAUCGCUUCGAGGAUGAAGUGCUACCGCGGUAUUUCAAGCACAAUCGCUUCCCGAGCUUUGUCCGGCAACUCAACAUGUACGGCUUCCACAAGGUGCCCCAUCUUCAACAGGGCGCUCUCAAGCACGAUUCACCGCAGGUCGCAGAGCUGUGGGAGUUUCGCAACGACCACUUCCACCGUGAUAAGCCAGAGCUGUUGACGCUCAUGAGCCGCAAAAAGGCUGCGCCGCGAGGGGUUGCUGCAGAGAAGGAAGGCGCCGAAGGCAAUGGCAAGGCGAGGGCGGUAGAUGAAGAGAUCGAUGACAAAAUGGAAGGACCGACGGGCCUGAACGCCGUCACGGGCGCCUUGAUGCGCAACACUGGCGCGCUCGCUGCGGACACCAAGAGCGAAGGGACGCUGCAGCUCGCAAGCAUUUGGCAAGCUAUUCAGAGCAUACAGGGCGCGCAGCAAGGCAUCAACGAUAAUCUGAGGCAUUUGCACAAUACCAAUGCUGAACUUAGAAGAGAAGCAAUAGAGCAAAGACAGCGGUCACUCAAGCAGCAAGAGACGAUCAACAAAAUGUUGAGAUUCUUAGCGGGUGUAUUCGGUGGGCAGGAUGCGGGCGUUGAAGCGAGUGCUAACAUCCCUGGCGGAGCAGGUCCUCGGCCUGCGGAAACGCGCAGAAACCCCUCACAGCGAGGCCAGCAAGGAAGAUUGAUGAUAGGUGAUGGUAGCAGUCCUCCCAGUUCAGCAAUCUUCGAGCUGCUGGAUGACAUCAAGAGCGGCGGCGGAAUUGAUGGCUCUGAGAAUACGAGUGAGUGCGUGUGUAAGCCAAAUGAAGGCUCUUGGUGCCCUGACGCGCGCCGCACCCAAUCAGAACGCUUCACAGAGGCUGGUUCAGCUACGAGCUCGCCUAAAGACGGCGGCUCCCCUCAAUCACGCUUCAUCAAUCUACCCUCGUCGCCUGAUGCGGACAUGAACACACUCCACGACAGCGCUCCACCUACCCCAGGCGGCACUAGAAGAAUGAGUCAACAAGCGCAAAAGCAGAUUCUCGAUGCACUCUCUUCUGGACAGGGCGCAGAUUGGCUAGCUCAGCUUUUUGGAGGCGAAGGUGCGAAUGCAGCCAUGACGCCCGCCGCAUCUACCUCAAGAGUGGCUUCUGCAACGCCUUCCAGGUCGGGCACCCCUUUUGCAGCCUCCACUCCGGGCAGCAGCGGCAUGAAAUUUGAUCAGAGCACGCUAGCGGCGUUGCAGAGCAUCUUGAGUGGCGGUGGAAACGCUCAGGCUGAACACGCGGCCAAACAGUCUGCCCUCCCAAACGAGACCGACUCUCGUUUCUCCUUUUUCAACGACGCGCCUGACUGGGAUCCCGCUGCUGCCAAUGCACCUUCGACCAGCCGCGCCCUCUCGGCCCCUAAUGCUGUGAACGGACUGCAUUCAUGGGCGCCCGAUCAGGGCGCUAGCGGCUUGCCCUGGUCUAGCGCCUUUUCGCAAGCUACAUCCACAUCCAGGGGGGAAGACGCGUCGCAGAUUUACGUUCCAGGUCAAGGCGAAUUGCCCUUUCCUUCACUCUCAAAGCACGAUACGGCGCCGCCAGCGCCUCUAUCACCAUCUGCGCAGAAUCAACUCGCUGUUACGCUUCAAAGAGCCAGUCAGGGACUUGCGGGAACAAGCAAUGACUCUGCCACUGUGCAGAAUGCGAUCAAUGCGCUGGUCGAGGGCCUCAGGCAGGAUCCCAGUCUUUUGAACAACCUCGCUGCCUUUUCGCAGCCGGGUCAGGAAGGCAGCGCUACACCUGUAGCCAGCACUAGCGGCACACAACCGUACGCGCCGCCGAACAGUACGCAAGGGAUCACUUCUGCUGAACCUGCUGGAGAGGUCGAUAUGGACAGCCUCUUGAGAGAAUUUUUGGAAGCCGGCGCCACGGGCAGUAGCGCGGGCACACCUGCGGCUAGUGGCGAAGCGCCGCUAGCUGACCCGCCGAGCACGACGCUCAAUGGCACGCAUUCGCCCACGUCUACAAGUGGAGCCAGGUCAGGGACUGCCACCAACCCCUCCACUUCCACCAACUCGCCCAACCUGGGAAGAGGCAGCAGGGCCAAUUCACCAAGUACCGCGACGCACUCUGCUGCUCCCAGAAAGCGUGCGCCUCCGCCCGAAUUCGAGGGCGCACUUGGUGCGGAUAUAGAGGUGGCCAAUGCAAAGGCGCGAAAAGCACCGAGGCAUGCCAGCGUUAGGACUGCGGGGGCGGAAUGA